UAAUCAGUCUUAGGCAGCGGCAAUAAGUAUUCCACCAGUCAGAGUAAAAGAUUCAAAAGAUUUUCAAUUGUCGAGGUAAACGGUUGUGCGCAUGUGAGUUAGGAAGUUUUUUGUGAAAAUAUUUAUUGAGUCAAAAAUUUAUUUUAUUUUGAUUUUGUAAAAGGACACAAUUAAUCAAUAAAUAUUUUAAGUGGUGUUUUCUUAAAAGUGUGCUAUAAAAAACAUUAAAACAAAAUAGUUUGUGAAGUCGUAGUGAAAAAUAUAAUGUUUCCUAUUUUUUAAAGCAGAACUUAUUUAAAAACCUAAAGACUGUUUAAAAAACUAACUUUUUUUCUACGAAAGCUUAUUUCCUGUUCUGUAAUUUUUUGUGUAAAUAUUUGGUACCUAUAUAAUUCUUGUUUUGUGAAUAUUGCAUCUUCAACAUCUCAGUGAAAUAGAGAAACAUAUUGUUUUUGCUGAACGCCACUUUCUCUUUAAAUUAAGUUUAGUAGUUGAGGUUCUGUAAGCUACAUUGAACGGAUUUAAGCUCCUUCGAUUUGAACUGAUAACCAAGCGGAGCAGAAAACAAUUAAGAGUCGCUUUAAAUACGCUGCAAAAACUAUAAAUACUCUAAACACCGAGAGCAUAACUAUCCCACACGAACAAACAAAAAACUCGCCAACCGAAAUGAUGAACGAAAGCACAGACGUCUCAACUUCGGUGAGUACGGUAAAACCAGCCAGCAGCUAUAUUUCUACCUCGCUCACCGAACCGAUAAAAUUGCGUAUCGGCACAGAGGGUAUCUCCGCCCAAGAACCACAGACCAUACCGCAAUACUUUCAUAAAACCUGCACGCGUUUUCCCGAGCAGCCGGCGCUCGUCUACGCCAAUGAGCCGAAAGAUCCAAAUACCGUCUGGACAACUGUCACCUACAAACAAUUUGAGCGUCAUGUGGAACAGGCAGCACUUAUGCUCUUGCAUGUUGGCCUACGGCCGCGCACCUCUAUUGGCAUAUUAGCUUUCAAUUGCCCCGAAUGGUUUUAUGCCGAAUUGGGCGCCUUAUGCGCUAACGGCGUUGUAUCGGGCAUAUACCCGAGCAGUUCACCGGAGGCCGUGCGGCAUGUGCUUGCAACGUCACAGGCCACCGUCUGCGUUGUUGACGACGCAACGCAACUGGCAAAGGUGCGCCAAGUCAAGGAUCAGCUGCCGCUUUUAAAUGCGGUUAUCCAAUUACAUGGACCAUUCGACGACUUUGUCGGUAGCGAGGAGGGUUACCAUCGUUGGGCAGACUUGUUCGCUUUAGAAUUCGAUAAUGAACAGCGCGAGGAAUUGGCGCGUCGUGAACGUGCUGUCGCCGUAAAUGAAUGUGCAUUGCUAAUUUUCACGUCUGGAACAACGGGUCUGCCCAAAGCUGCAAUGCUCUCUCACGACGCCGUCAUCAUGAAUUCCUUAUGUGUUAAUGCUGCACUGUGUAAACAGGGGAAACUUGCUGAAAGAGUAGUUUCUUAUUUGCCUUUGAAUCAUAUUGCUGCCCAGUUAUUUGACGUCUAUUUGAGUUUAGAUAAAGGUAGUUGUGUAUAUUUCGCCGAUCGCGAUGCACUUAAAGGCACACUCAUGAAGACCUUUGCUAAGGCCCGCCCCACUUGUAUAUUCGGUGUGCCACGUGUGUACGAAAAGAUACAGGAACAGCUGACAAAAGUCGCUUCGAAAUCGUCGAGUCUUUCACGCUACACAAUGGAUUGGGCAAGGCGUGUCACCCUGGAACACUAUUUAAACAAAAAUGGUGCAACAAGCUAUUCGUUGAAAUUGUGGCUGGCAUCAAAGAUCACGCACCAAGUUAAAGUCGCUCUGGGAAUUGACUGCUGUAGCUGGAGAAUUAUAGGCGGUGCACCAGUUACAACUGAACUGAAGGAAUUUUUCACAAGCCUAGACAUGCCACUUUUCGAAGCUUAUGGACUAUCUGAAACGGGUGGCGCUGCGGUGAUAAAUCAAAGUUACAACAAUUACACAAGUUGUGGAAAAGCUAUAGAUGGAGUUGAAAUAAAAGUUAAUGACCCAAAUAAAGAGGGGCAUGGUGAGAUUUGUUUACGCAGCCGCUCGACUAUGAUGGGUUACAUCAAUGAGUUGGAGAAAACACAGGAAGUUCUGAAUGACGAUGGUUGGCUCCUAACAGGUGAUUUAGGUUAUCUGGAAGCUGAUGGUAGUCUCGUCAUCACUGGGCGUAUCAAAGAGUUGGUAAUUACAGCCGGCGGUGAAAAUAUACCGCCAGUGCUUGUUGAAAGUCUUGUGAAGGCGGAAUUACCCUGUGUAAGCAACGCCCUGCUUGUAGGCGACAAUCGCAAAUAUCUCAGCAUACUGCUAACACUAAAGACCGAUAUGGAUCCGCACACUGGCAUACCAUUGGAUACGCUCCAUUCCGAUGUAAUUGAGUGGCUGAGAAAUAUGGAUUUCAACUAUACACGCUUGUCGGAGGUUUUAAACAUACCUGUGCAGAUAAACGAAUCUGAGGUUGCCAAAAUUGUGGUAAAACCUGACGCGAAAAUAGUGGAGAGCAUAGAGGCUGCCAUAAAGCGCGCUAAUACACGUGCUCUAUCGAAUGCACAGAAGGUACAAAAGUUUGCAAUCCUACCACAUGACUUCUCAAUACCUACCGGAGAGUUAGGGCCAACACUGAAAUCGUGUCGGAAGGUCAUUCUACAUAAAUAUGCUGCAGUUAUCGAUCGCAUUUACGAAUAAGGUAUUGCUGGCUUUGAAUUCACAUGAAAUAUCUACUCCUUUUUGUUUUUAUGAAAAUACCGAAAACGGUUUUUAAGUCAUUUAGUUUAUGUAUCCUUUCCCUUAAAAAUAAAUGUCUCGCCCAAAUUUA
Molecule: messenger RNA, 2845 nt
Organism: Bactrocera oleae (olive fruit fly)
Lineage: Eukaryota; Metazoa; Arthropoda; Insecta; Diptera; Tephritidae
Product: long-chain-fatty-acid--CoA ligase heimdall
Cellular component (GO): membrane; endoplasmic reticulum
Molecular function (GO): long-chain fatty acid-CoA ligase activity
Source: RefSeq, a predicted model, not a curated record